Musa acuminata AAA Group (dessert banana) is the source of this 2273-nucleotide messenger RNA. Its product is annotated as protein TPX2-like. NCBI's taxonomy places the organism in Eukaryota, Viridiplantae, Streptophyta, Magnoliopsida, Zingiberales, Musaceae. Bases 197 to 1585 code for a protein of 462 amino acids. The record is from RefSeq and is a predicted model, not a curated record. Gene Ontology annotation, molecular function: microtubule binding; protein kinase activator activity. Gene Ontology annotation, cellular component: nuclear microtubule; spindle. Gene Ontology annotation, biological process: mitotic spindle assembly; activation of protein kinase activity; regulation of mitotic spindle organization. The transcript has 16 exons.
UUUACCAGGUGCCGCUCCCCGACCUUCUCCUCAGCGUUUCCCAUCCCCUCCCUCAGCCGUUUCCCUGCGUUUCCCCCUCGUUCGCAGCCGCUCUCUCGGCGGUCUUCAUCCAGACAAGCGGAUCCCUACGUUGACCGGCGUCAGUCCUCUAUCUAGCCUCCUGCUAUCCCUUCUUCCUUCCGCUAUUGGCGGAGCCAUGGACCACGAGAUGGCGGAAGCCACGGAUGAAGUGUUUGUCUGCUUCGAGGUCGAUCUGGACUACGAAUUCGACGCGCCAAGGUACUUCGACCUCGGCCGGGAGGAGACGCCGGCGGAGGCCCGGGCGGCGGAGCUCUGGUUCGAUACCGCUGGAAGCUACCCUCCCUCUCCUUUGAUAGCAAAGUUAAUUUUUCAAAAAGAUACCAAUGUAGCAAAUACAAGUACUGCUCCGAAUCUUGAAGAUUUGGUGUAUACAAAUCCUGAGGCUGCUCAUGCAGAUGCUGCCGCUCCUGGAUUCUCUAUAGUUCAGGAAAUGGAGAAAGGAUGUACAUUCCACAGCUCUAUACUGCAAGGUGUAUCAAAAGGUGAUCAUAUAUCUACCGUUAAUAACUGUUUCUCAAAAAGAUCAACUUUAAUGAAGCCUACUGCAAGUCAAUUGGCCAAAAAAGAAUGGCCACGUGAAGUGAAGUCAAUCAGCAGGCUGCAGAAGCCCUUAGAAGUUAAAAGAGAACAGAGAUUUGAAGAUUCAAAUGAUUAUAUUCAUCAAGCUGCCAAAAGGCAGAGAUUGGAAAAAGGACAUUGCUGCAAGGUUACUGAUGCAAAGCAGCAAAUCAACUUGUUUCACAAAGUCCCAGAAAAGAAAAAUGGGCUCUCUGAUGCCAAUAAUCAACUUCCUAGAUUGAGGCUCACAAUACCCAGGGAGCCUGAGUUAGAAACAGCCAGAAGGGCAUUUAGUUUUAGAGCUCAACGGCAAAGGUUGGUUGAUGCUAAAUGUCUUGUAGAAGGAAUGCCACAGUUUACUUCCACAUUUAAAGCACACCCUUUAAACAGAAAAAUUCUUGAGGCUCCUUCGCUGCCCCUUCCUCAGAAGAGCACUCCUAGAUUGCCCAAAUUUAAAGAAUUCAAUUUUAGAACUCAUAGCAGGGCUCUGCUACACAGUACAACUUCAUCAACUUUGACUUCAGGCAGUCAUAUUCCUACUACUACAGGAGAUGUAAAAAGUUCAGUAAGGGCACAAUUUCAGACCUCUGGUCACCAGCUACAGCAAAAUGAGUGUAAAAGGGAUGUUGAAGUUAAAGACAUCUCAACAAAAUUCAGGCCUCAAGCCUUAAAUCAAAAGAUUCUUGCAAACAAAGGAGACAUUGGAGUUUUCCGAAGUACCAAGCGGGAUACAACAAUACCCAAGGAAUUUAACUUCUUAACAACAAAAAGGUUUCAGCAGAAUCCACUAAAUGAGCUUUUCAACAAGCUCUCCUUGGCUUCUGAAGCACAAAAAGCUACUGCUCAGAGGAAGUUCCCACUGCCAAGUCAUUUAGAUGCAAAGGUUUCCAACUUGUAUUUUAGUCUGUUUAAUCUAAUAGUAUUUCCUUCCAACUGUGCAUUUUAAUUGCACUAACUUGUAUUAAAGUUUAUUUACUAGUUCUUGCACUAAUUUUGUCAAGGACUCUAAAGAAAACUUGAUCAGCGUUGUACACAAAUAGCAAUGAGGAAUUAUGUAAGCAAUGAAGAAACUUGAGCUUCGGAGGGGCAUAUAUCUUAUCACAGUGAAGCAUGACACCAAUAUUUUUGGAGCCUUGGCAAUUUUGUACAGGUUUUAUUUGAUUUUUCAUCCCAAGUGGAGUACACCUCUGCUCAUGGUAUACAGAAUCUGGUAAUUGACUCAGCAAACAUAUGACAUUGCUGUUCUGCCAUAUAGUUUUUAUUUGGCAGUCUCAUCAGCUUUCUGUUUGCUGAGGGAUUACAUGCAACAAAGUCGAAACUUACAUUAUUCCCAAACAGCUAGAGUAGCACAGAACUAAGAGAGGCCCGAUCGUCUCUUGUCCACCAAAAGCAAACAGGUCAGAACUGUACAGACUCGCAUAAGCUGUAAUGUUCUAUUUCCCUUUAUUUCCUGCAUAUUUCAUGCACAACAAGAGCUUUAAUCUCAGAUGUUCAUAGUUGAAAACCCUUCUGGCUAUGAAGUGGUUUGAUACAUUGUAUUGCCAGAGGAAAUUUUUUCAUCAGGGGCAAUACAGUACCCAUAUUACCCAGUUUCUGAAAUUUUCCAAAGCUUGUCAUCAUCUGCAUCAACUUGU